AUGGCUGAAUGUGAAGCAAUGCGAAGCAUUCGGCAUCGAAAUCUCGUGAAGAUGUUAACUUCAUGUUCUAGUAUUGAUUUUAAAGGAAAUGAAUUCAAAGCUCUGGUUUCUGAAUACAUGCCAAAUGGAAGUCUUGAGAGUUGGUUGCACCCGUUAGAUAAUGGCGAACACCUUCAAAGGUCAGCCAGGAGAUCAUUGAGCUUUUUAGAGAGGCUAAACGUAGCCACUGAUGUUGCUUCUGCAUUAGAUUAUCUUCAUCAUCAUUGUCAGACACAAAUAGUUCAUUGUGAUCUAAAGCCGAGCAAUGUUUUACUUGAUGAUGACGUGAACGGUCAUGUUGGCGAUUUCGGAUUGGCAAAGUUUCAUGGUGGACUCAUCAUCAAUGUUGAAACGGAACACCAUACUAGCAGUACGUCAGUCGGAAUUAGGGGAUCGGUUGGUUAUGCUGCUCCAGAGUAUGGAAUGGGUAGCGAUGUCUCAACUGGUGGAGACAUAUACAGUUACGGGAUCAUUAUACUAGAGAUGAUUACCGGAAGGAGGCCUACAAACAUCAUGUUCACAGAUGGUUUAAACCUGCAUACUUUUGCUAAGACAGCUCUUCUUUCAGACCGAGUUAUGGAAAUUAUCGAUCCUGCACUGCUUGUUAAUCUCCGUCUUGAAGAUGGUGAUGGAAACAUCAACGACAUUCAAUUAAUACUAAUAAUAAGGCCAAGUUACAUGACGCUUUGUCAGGGAUCAUCAACCUUGGCAUUAUGUGCUCAAUUGAAACUCUCAAAGAACGGAUGGAUAUGGCACAUGUCUUCAAAGAGUUGCAAUCAAUUAUGAAUAUACA
Papaver somniferum (opium poppy) is the source of this 832-nucleotide messenger RNA. Its product is annotated as probable LRR receptor-like serine/threonine-protein kinase At3g47570. The transcript has 2 exons. The record is from RefSeq and is a predicted model, not a curated record. Bases 1 to 825 code for a protein of 274 amino acids. Gene Ontology annotation, biological process: protein phosphorylation. Gene Ontology annotation, molecular function: protein kinase activity; ATP binding. NCBI's taxonomy places the organism in Eukaryota, Viridiplantae, Streptophyta, Magnoliopsida, Ranunculales, Papaveraceae.